Molecule: messenger RNA, 685 nt
Organism: Sinocyclocheilus rhinocerous
Lineage: Eukaryota; Metazoa; Chordata; Actinopteri; Cypriniformes; Cyprinidae
Product: stathmin-like
Exons: 5
Coding region: 120-569 (149 amino acids)
Biological process (GO): microtubule depolymerization; regulation of microtubule polymerization or depolymerization; neuron projection development
Cellular component (GO): cytoplasm; neuron projection
Molecular function (GO): tubulin binding
Source: RefSeq, a predicted model, not a curated record
CUUUUAUGCGCGAACUUGAUCUGCGCCGAAGCGAGAAAACGGCGCGAGGCGAGCUUUUGCCAUCAAACCUGGAUCUUUUUGUGUGAAGGCAUACGUCGAUCCUCUAGUCUUCUACAACAAUGGCUUCUUCAAGUGAUAUUUACGUUAAGGAGCUGGACAAGCGUGCCUCAGGACAAGCUUUUGAGGUCAUCCUUGGGAGUCCUGCUCCAGAUGCCAAGGCUGCUGAGUUCCCUCUCUCUCCUCUGAAGAAGAAGGACCUUUCCUUGGAGGAGAUCCAGAGAAAACUAGCCGCUGCAGAAGAGAGACGCAAGUCUCAUGAAGCGGAGGUCCUGAAACACUUAGCGGAGAAGCGUGAGCAUGAGAAGGAGGUGCUUCAGAAAGCUCUAGAAGAAAACAACAAUUUCAGCAAGAUGGCAGAAGAGAAACUGAACCAGAAAAUGGAAGCCAAUAAAGAAAACCGUUCGGCCAUCAUGGCAGCCAUGAAUGAGAAGUUCAAAGAGAAGGACAAGAAGCUGGAAGAGGUUCGAAAAAACAAAGAAAACAAAGACGUCAACUGUGAAGAAAACUGAAAAACGUACAAUUACAGGGGAUCCUGAUGUUUUUUUUUUUUUACAUAUCCAAAGAUUUUUUUUUUCGAGUUCAUGUGAGGGGUCAUCAUGGGUCCAUAUUCAGAAAACAAACAAAU